UUUCGUCUUUCUGUUGACGCUGCAGCAGCUGUGAGAAUAUGUGAUUUAAUAUGUUUUGUUCACGCCAACAAUGGCUGGUCAAAACAUUUUGAGAAAAUUUAUGGACACCUAAGAAGGAUGACCCUCGACUUCGAGUUUCUUCCCAAGAGGGACCGAUUUAGGCUAGAACAGUUCCUUAUGUAUUGGGAGAGAAGUAAGGUAUUCAGAACGUGAUGAAAACGAACAUAUUUUCCCGCCCGAACUCGGCUGAUGAAGCUGUGAUUCUUAUGGUAUUGUUAUGGACAACAAUGAUUCCACUUGUGGCCGAAGGUUGCUUCGAGUGCAAACAUAAGCAGGUUCGAAGGAAGAUAAAUAACUAUCCGAGGACGGAAGAAACACAAAGUACCAGAGAAACCGUAAGUGAACUGGAUGUAUUGCUGCAGAAAAUAGAUGAAGUAGCCAAACCAUCCUUCUGUGAGAGGGAAAUGUUCUAUCGCCAUUUUUCAUUGACGAUGCCGACGGAAUUGUUUGAUAUUGUCCGACAGAAGGUGGACUUAGUUGCGAAAAUUUUGGUGGGAUAUUAUCCAGAAGAAGAUGAAGGGAUACUUAAAACUUUCGUGACGGAGCUUUUUCAAUCUGACGAUGUGAUUUUUGCUACACGAAUUGUGUGGAUUGGGAACGGUACGAUAUGGAAACCUUUUUACUACGUUCAGAUCAGAAGAAUUUAUAACACUAGUGAAGUUACUCCAAAGGUGGAAGAGCGUCAUGAUUAUUCGAUGAUGGAAGACAGUCCUUGGUUGGACGAAAUAAUAACCACCGUUCAAGGGGGAAUAAAAAGCGAGCACCAGAUGAAUGGGGACAACGAUUACGUAUUAGGGAAUUGGACUAAACCGUAUUUUACGUGCGAGGGGAGAAGGUGGUUGCUAUCCUAUACGAUAUUACUGUACUCGAGACCAAAGAAAACUAUUAAAAGCUUGAUCGGAGUUCUGGGUGUUGAUGUCGACGUCACAAAAAUGGACGUGAACCAGUGCGAUGACCCUUGGCCACUAAAUAACUUCAGUGUCACCUAUUGGCAGAUGAAAUCAUUUUUAGGAACUCACAAAUGUCAUAACAAAAGUAGCGAGUUUCAUGGAAUUGUACGAUACUUUGACAAAGCUUUCAAAGGCCAAGAAAUAUUAGAACAAGCUUUGAAACAUCUAUUUUGA
Messenger RNA from Limulus polyphemus (Atlantic horseshoe crab), 1184 nucleotides. Its product is annotated as probable G-protein coupled receptor CG31760. The transcript is spliced from 6 exons. The coding region runs from base 213 to 1184 and encodes 323 amino acids. NCBI's taxonomy places the organism in Eukaryota, Metazoa, Arthropoda, Merostomata, Xiphosura, Limulidae. The record is from RefSeq and is a predicted model, not a curated record.